Tribolium castaneum (red flour beetle) is the source of this 1009-nucleotide messenger RNA. RefSeq names its product venom allergen 5. The record is from RefSeq and is a predicted model, not a curated record. The coding region runs from base 203 to 928 and encodes 241 amino acids. Lineage: Eukaryota; Metazoa; Arthropoda; Insecta; Coleoptera; Tenebrionidae. The transcript has 7 exons.
AUAUAAGUUCAGAACAAGUUUGAUAUCUUGAGUGAACUCACACGAGGCAGACAGAUUGGCGACAGCAUACUCUGCAAUUUAUCGAACGACAUACAGUUACUCUGAAAGAGUUUUAUCAGGAUUCUGUGACGGUGUUUUCAGUUUAUUUAUGUGAUUUUCAGGACAACCUUCUGCACUCUCGUUUUUCCAGAACGGGCCGAAAAUGCGCAAACUGUGCCUCUUCCUGGUCGUUACCAAUUCGUUAUCGGCGGUAUUGUCCUGCGGCGGAAGGACGAUUCUCCACGCUGGAAUCACCCAGUAUGACAAAACCAUAAUCCUGGACGCCCACAACCGCGCCCGCCAGCUGGUGGCUCUGGGGCAGGUGGCCAACCAGCCCCCGGCCCAAAACAUGGCAAAAAUGAUUUGGAGCGAAGAACUGGCCGCCAAAGCCCAAGAAUGGGCCAUGCAGUGUUCCUCGUACGUGCACGACCCCAACCGGCACCGGGGCCGGCACUACGUGGGCCAGAACAUCGCCACAAAGUGGUCAACUCGAGCCCCCGAAAACUAUUACGAGUCGCAGGCCGACUGGACCGGGGAGGCAAUUUCGAAAUGGUUCGACGAGAAUCGGUUUUAUAAUUUUAAUGGAUUCAGAGGUGGGAAGACGGCUCAUUAUACACAGAUGGUUUGGGCGGAAACUGCGGCUGUGGGCUGCGGUUUUGUGUAUUAUUUGGACGGCAAAAGGUACACGAAAAAGUACGUCUGUAAUUACGGCCCUAGCGGAAAUGUGCAAGGUGAGGUGCCGUACGAGAAAGGCUAUCCGAGUUGUAGCAGCCACGGAUUAAUUGAAUCCAGGAGCUAUCCCGGACUUUGUGAAAAAUUCGGCAUCGACGAUGGUAGUCACCACUACGACAAUAAUUUCGUCUACGAGUAUUACACAUAUGUGGGCUAAUAGCUACGACAAUUUAGUGAAAUUAAUUUACUUUGUCAAUUUUAUGUUUCAAGUACAAAUAAAUUAUUGUUUCAAAUGGAA